AUGAAUUCGAUAGUUUAUGGAGACAUAAAAGAUGAGACCGUCCAUCUAAAUAAGUCCCUGGAUACUAUAUUACCACUUUUCCCAGAACAAGAAUCCGAUAUAGACGGCAGUUUCACUUGGCAUAUUGAUAACUGGUAUAAUUUGAGUGAAUCAAAAUACGUUUCACCAAGAUUUAGGAUAGGAGAUUUCGAAUGGGACGUUCUCUUAUUUCCUAAUGGGAAUCGUAAUAAAGGUCUGGCCAUAUAUUUGGAACCUCAUCCAGUUGGUGUCCCUAACGAAGAUGAAGAUUGGUACUGUUGUGCGCAAUUUGCUAUUGUGUUGUCUAGACCGGGACAUGAUGGCGAGAUUCAUAUGAUCAAUAAAUCUCAUCACAGAUUUAAUGCCAAUGAUACAGAUUGGGGGUUUGCAAAUUUCAUUGAUUUAGAUCAUUUAAAACAGCCUUUCAAAGGCAAAUCGUUUGCAUUGUUAAAUGAAGGUAAGUUAAAUAUUUCAGUUUACGUUCGUAUAUUGAAAGAUCCUACAGGUGUAUUAUGGCAUAAUUUUUUAAACUAUAAUUCUAAAAAAGUUACGGGAUACGUAGGUUUCAAGAAUCAAGGUGCUACAUGCUAUCUAAAUUCUCUUCUACAGUCAUAUUUUUUCACAAAAUAUUUUAGAAGGCUUGUCUAUCAAAUUCCUACCGAAAAUGAUAGUCCCAAUAAUAGUGUCCCCCUGGCUCUCCAGCGUGCUUUUUAUCAACUACAAGUGUCUGACGAACCCCUGGAUACCUUAGAAUUGACUAGAUCAUUCGGUUGGGAUAGUGGUGACGCAUUCACUCAGCAUGAUGUUCAGGAACUGAAUCGUAUCUUAAUGGAUAGAUUGGAAAAUAAAAUGAAAGGAACUCCAGUAGAGGAUAAGUUAAAUGAAAUUUUUGUCGGUAGAAUGAAAAGUUACAUUAAAUGUAUUAAUGUCGAUUACGAAUCAUCAAGAGUGGAAGAAUUUUGGGAUCUUCAGAUGAACGUUAAGAAUUUGAAGGACUUGAAAUCAUCCUUUGAAAAUUAUAUUGAAAUCGAAUUGAUGAACGGCGAAAAUCAAUACGCAGCACAAGAUUAUGGUCUUCAAGAUGCUGAAAAGGGUGUCAUAUUCGAAUCAUUCCCUCCAGUGUUACACCUUCAACUAAAAAGAUUCGAGUAUGAUUUUAACUAUGAUCAAUUAAUAAAAGUCAAUGAUAGAUAUGAAUUUCCUGACUCUAUUGAUGUUUCUUCAUAUAUAGAUAAAAUGGGUACCGAAGACACAGAAAUGCCUCCCUGUAUCUACAAAUUACACGGAGUUCUGGUGCAUGCCGGUGAUAUUUCAACGGGUCAUUACUACGCAAUGAUUAAACCAAGUACCGAAGAUCAAUGGUAUAGAUUUGAUGAUGAGAAAGUUUGGAAAGUAACGAAGACUCAAGUCUUUGACGAAAAUUUUGGUCUAGACAGAAUACCAGAUGAUGAAGUACGUUUAAUGUCAAGAGAACAAUAUCAGAAUUAUCUACUGGCACGUCACACAAGCGCUUAUAUGCUUGUAUACAUUCGUGAAGAUCAAGAGGCUGAUCUGCUACAACCAGUCACUGAAAAUGAUGUCCCAAAGCAUGUUAUCGAAAGAGUUCAAAAGGAAAAAACCGAAAAGGAACUUCGUGAAAAGGAAAUAAGAGAAGCGCAUCUCUAUCUUAAAGUUUUCAUUCAUACAAUAAAAAAUUUCCUCAAUUUUGAAGGCUUUGAUUUGACCCCAAAUGAUGCUUUCAAGCACACUUAUCAGGAUUUAAAUGAUGGUAAGGAAAAACCAUUGAUGCUAAAAGUGGCAAGGACAAUGAUGGUCAGUGAUUUGUAUCGACAAAUAAAAAAGGAACUUAAUCUAUCCGUCGAAAGAGAUAUCAGGUACUGGAGAAUGAGUUUUAGACAGAACAACACAUUGAGAUUGAAGGAUCCUAUCGUACCAUCGAAGGAAAGUCUCACCUUGGAAGAAACGUUGAAAAAACAAAACGAAGAAAGUAUUUCUUCCAUAGAUCUCUUCGUGGAAGAACCAUAUUUGGAUCUGAACUUCUUGAAUGGAUUGAAGGAAAAAGGGAAGCUCACUCUUACUGAAAAUGCUAUAACAGAAUCUUUAGUUGAUGAUUUGAGAAAUAAUCUUUAUCAAUAUAUCGAAGAGAAAGAUACACCAAGAGUAUUUAACCAAGAGACACACAAUCUUAUCUUUUUGAAAAAAUUUGACAUCAAAAAACAGAAAUUGACUGGUCUUGCAUAUUGUGCUGUUGACCAAUUAGAACAGGUCUCAACCUUAUUGACUACUGUUGCCAACUUUAUUGGUGUAGAUACCGAGAGUUUGUCAUUUAGCGAGGAAAUUAACCCUGGAAAUGUGGUUAAAGUCCCGAAGGAACAACAAAUUUGUACCUGUGAAUUGACGUCUGGUGAUAUAUUGUCAUUUCAAUUACCUUCAGGGUCUACUGAAAUUUCUUCUGAAAUUUUUCCUUUUUAUGACAGCAUUGAGGCUUAUUAUCACUAUUUAGAGCAUAGAGUAAAACUGAGAUUUUCAAAUGCUGAACUAAGUGCUAACCUUGGGAUGAAUAUUGCGAAUGAAUCCGAUGAAGGAAAGAACCUCGGUGCUGAACAUUUUGAGCUCUGGGUCUCAGCAUAUAUUUCAUACAAAGAUCUAUCCAUUUUAGUUGCAAAACAUGUGAAUAUUAAGCCAGAGCUUUUGAAACUUUUUGCAAUUUAUACCAAUGGCCGUUAUGUCAUGAAGUCAAAAUCGGUUCUCAAUGAUUAUUUACUAAAGGAUUACAACUGUGACAUGAUCCCACCAUUUGAAUAUGAAGUGCUCUCAAUGCCUUUGGAAGAAUUUGAACACUUGAGAUCUGUGAAAUUUUAUUGGCUGAAAAACAGUUACAUUCAUUACCAGUGUUUCGAGUUUGAAGUUCCUGCUACUUUUACAAUGGGUCAAUUUUUGAACAAAAUUCAAGAUAAAGUUGGAUUUACAGAUGAAGAAGAGUCAAAAAUUUUGUUAUGGACAAACCACAAUUUCCAAUUCCAAGGUAUAUUAACUCCAGAAACAUCAUUUAAGCAAAUAUCGAAGUCAUACUUGAUAUUUGGCAGAGUUCUUGGUGAAGAAUCGGAAUUGUUUAAAAAGUUUGAUGAAGAAAUCUCGUCAGAAGAAAAUAGUGAGGCUGAUGAUGAUAUAUCAAUGUCUCCAUCUCCUGCUCCUGACACCUACAAAGCAGAUGCUUCUGAUUCAUUUGAAGAUGAUGAAACGAAGAAAAUUGGCGAUAGUAAAAAAGCAGAAGAGGAGGGUCGUCUUGUGAUUGUUCAACAAUAUUUCAAGGAAAUUGAAAAUAGGCAUGGGAUAUCAUUUUUAUUUAACCUAAUACCUGAUGAGCCAUUCACCAAGACAAGAGAAAGAUUGCAUGCCAAAUUUGGCCUAGGUCAAAAAGAAUUUUCCAAGAUUAAGCUUGGGAUAUUAUUCACUAUGGGACAGAACAGAACGUUCAAGUCAUUAAGCCAUUACAGUGAUAACGAACUAGAGAAAGUUAUUUUAUACAAGAUUAUGUCGAACUUGGAUUACAUUUUUAUGGACCAUCCUGAUAGAUUAAGGUCCCACAAUACCCAUGAUAGACCAAUGGUCAUUAAAAAUUGA
Molecule: messenger RNA, 3642 nt
Organism: Kazachstania africana CBS 2517
Lineage: Eukaryota; Fungi; Ascomycota; Saccharomycetes; Saccharomycetales; Saccharomycetaceae
Gene: UBP15
Product: ubiquitin-specific protease UBP15
Exons: 1
Coding region: 1-3642 (1213 amino acids)
Biological process (GO): regulation of protein stability; protein deubiquitination
Cellular component (GO): nucleus; cytosol
Molecular function (GO): cysteine-type deubiquitinase activity; cysteine-type endopeptidase activity; protein binding
Source: RefSeq, a predicted model, not a curated record